UUUCCCGGCGCGUGGGGAGCAGGGUUAAGUUGGAGGCGGAGCCAGCUUGAUUGUAUAAUUUUUUGAAUGGGAGGGGCCAAAAGUCUUGUGGGGAAAGGUGAGGCCUGAAGUUUUAUCCCGGUCAGGGCGGGACCAGUGAGUUUUGUGGAGGUUAGGGGCGUGGGUGCGCUGGCAGUUUUUUCUUGUAAGCAUCCGUAGUCUUUUGGACUGAGUAUCACUAUGGAGGUCAAGUCCGGUCUAGGAAGCCCGCGGAAGUGGAUCCUGGGCCUGCUUGCAGAAUCGUUUCUGGCUUGGAACCCCCAGUGCUCCAUUCCUUUUCUGUGAGGAGAUCACAGCUGAUGAGAUGGCUACCACACUAGAUUUGAAGUCAAAGGAGGAGAAAGAUGCUGAGUUGGACAAGAGGAUCGAGGCUCUGCGUCGGAAGAAUGAGGCUCUCAUCCGGCGCUACCAGGAGAUCGAGGAAGACCGGAAAAAAGCUGAAUUAGAGGGUGUGGCAGUGACAGCUCCCCGGAAAAGCCGUUCCAUGGAGAAGGAGAAUGUGGCAGUGGAGGAGAAGAGCCUGGGUCCCUCUCGGAGGACUCCUGGGACCCCCCGGCCCUCAGGAGCCAACAGAGGGGGCCGGACCCACCCCCAGCAGGGAGGCCGGGCAGGAGUAAGCCGGGCAUCCCGAGGCUGGGAGAAUGGUGCUGGGGAACAACUUCGAGGAGGAACUGGAAGCCGGGGCCGGAGAGGCCGGGGCCGGGGAUCCCCUCAUCUCCUAGUGGCAGGAGACAACUCAACCUCUGAUCGCAAGUCCAAGGAGUGGGAGGAGCGGCGCAGGCAGAACAUUGAGAAGAUGAAUGAGGAGAUGGAGAAGAUCGCUGAGUACGAGCGCAACCAGCGGGAAGGAGUACUGGAGCCCAACCCAGUACGCAACUUCCUGGAUGAUCCCCGGCGUCGGGGUGGACCCCUGGAGGAGCCUGAGAGGGAUCGCCGGGAGGGCAGCCGCCGGCACGGCCGCAACUGGGGAGGUUCCGACUUCGACAGGGUACGCUCUGGCUUGGAACAUGAGAGACAGGGCCGCAGGGCUGGCCUGGGCUGUGGGGGCGACAUGACAAUGUCCAUGACCGGCCGAGAGCGGUCAGAGUACCUGCGCUGGAAGCAGGAGAGGGAGAAGAUCGACCAAGAGCGCCUGCAGCGACACCGCAAGCCGACUGGGCAGUGGCGGCGGGAAUGGGAUGCCGAGAAGACCGAUGGCAUGUUCAAGGAUGAGCCAGCUCCUACCCACGAACUGUCCCACCGCUAUGAUGACCAAACUUGGGCAAGGCCCCCUAAGCCCCCCACCUUUGGAGAGUUCCUUUCUCAGCACAAAGCAGAAGUCAAGAGUCGCAGGAGGAGAAAGAACAGCCGGCCCCAGGCCAAGGUGGCCCCUCAUGCCUAUAGUGACCAUGAUAAUCGCUGGGAGACAAAAGAGGAAGCUGUGUCCUCAGCCCCUGAGUCCUCUCAAUCCUUGUCCCUGGAGGAGACACCCACACAGCAGACUCCAGAGACCCCAGCGCCAGCCCACCGGCCUCCUGAAGAGGAUGGUGAGGAAGAUGAGGGGGAAGAGGAGGGAGAAGAGGAGAGGGAAGAUGAUGAGGAUGAAGAAUGGGAGGAUGUGAGUGAAGAUAUCACUGAGGAGGAGGAGGAAGAGGAAGAGGAAGAAGAGGAGUUUGAGGAGGAGGAAGAGUGUCCUAAGGAGCAGGAGGCCCCAGCUGUUCCUGAUCACCAGCCUGGAGAGGCUGAGCCAGCUCAGAAGCCCACCUGUGAGCAGGCGGACCCUGCACCUGCCAGGCCCCAGGAGUCAUUGUCCCCAGUCCCUGUUGAACCUCCCAGCCCCUUGUCGCCCACUGGGGACCACCAGCCCGUGUCUGACUGGGGAGGUGACCAGCCAGCCCUUGCCUCCUUGGAGAGUGGGCCAACCUUGGCAAGAGCCCCGAAGUCUGAAGAAGAGGGGCCUGAGGCAUCUCCAGGUGGGGUGCAUGAAGCUGGUGGAGAGGUAGGCCCGGAGGGCCAGGAGACAGCGGAGAUCACAGACUUCCAGAGGGCUAUCCCUCAAUCCUGAAGACGCUGCUGGGAGGGGCGGCAGCGCAGGUUUGCCUGGCUCCCGAGCUGGCUGCUUUCGUCCCUGCAGCCCACUCUGGACCCUGCGCCUCUAGGGAGCGGGAGAAGUUACACUGGUGCGAAGUUACUGGGGUAGGGGCCAGCUGGGAAGGGCCUGAGCUGGGUCCUCCAAACUGGUGUAGGCGGCCCAGUGCUGUAAAACAGGGAGGGGCGGGGCUGAGGCUCGGUUGGCGGUUCUAGCGCUCUUUAGGCGGCCUUCUGCUCCAAAAGACUGGGAACCUGACCUCCGACAGGCGGAGGGUGACUUAUGUGCGGGGAGUUGCAAUCGACGCAAGAAGGGAGGGUUCCGCCGGGCGGUGGUGGCGCAUGCCUUUAAUCCCAGCACUCGGGAGGCAGAGGCAGGCAGAUCUU
Molecule: messenger RNA, 2493 nt
Organism: Myodes glareolus (Bank vole)
Lineage: Eukaryota; Metazoa; Chordata; Mammalia; Rodentia; Cricetidae
Source: RefSeq, a predicted model, not a curated record